AUGCCCAAACCCGUGAAGGACGGGCGUCCGCGCACCACAUCCCAAGCCGUCCUUGCCUGGAUAUGCGGUCCAGGUAGGCGCAUGGCUACGACGGCUACACUGCGCGUCGCGCAUCAGAUUAGGAGGAAUUUAACCCUGAGGCGGCUAUUGAGCUUUCCGCAUUUUUUGUUCUUGUUUUGGGUCGUGAUUUUGCUAUGGGGUGAAAGAUGGGUGUUCGACUCCAAGGUUGCGAAGUGCGAUUGGGAGAAUUGGGAGAAUUGGCCCAAAGAGGCAAACCCCCAUCACCUCAUCUUCGUCGCCGAUCCCCAACUUAUCGAUCCGCACUCGUAUCCCGGUCGACCCUGGCCUCUGUCGCCGCUCACUGUGCUGGUGACGGAUAACUAUAUGCGACGCGGAUAUACCGCAUUGCAACGCCAAUUAAAGCCUGACAGUGUCUUCUUCCUGGGUGAUUUGUUCGACGGUGGCCGAGAGUGGAAGACGCGGCAGGGCGCCAAAUUUGUCGAUCCAAAAUGGGGUGGCGAGCGGUCCGCAACUGAGAAGAAGUGGGUGAAGACAUGGCAUCGCAAAUAUGAUGAUGACUAUUGGAUUCGAGAGUAUCAGAGAUUCAGCAACAUAUUCUUUGCCCCAUUUAAUGAGGCCGGCGGUGUUCCUGGGCCAUAUCAGAGGGGUAGGAAGCUGGUUGCCAGUUUACCUGGAAAUCACGACCUUGGCUUCGGUGCUCAGAUUCAGGUGCCUGUUCGUGACAGGUUUAGUGCUUUUUUCGGUGAAACGAACCGUGUUGACGUUGUGGGAAAUCAUACCAUUGUGUCGGUAGAUACGGUUUCGCUGAGUGCAGAUACCUCCCGGUACAAGGAUGAGCAUGAUUUAAAGCCCAUAUAUGGACCAGUCCAUGAAUUCUUAGACCAGGUCCAGGCGACCAAGCGAAAGGCUGCUCAACAGGAAUUAGCAGUCUGGCAUGGAGUGGACCGGGGGCUGAAGUUACGACAUAAGGUUGAGGACGUCAACGAGGCGGACUUAUCACGGUCACCAAUGGACCCAGGAGAGGGGGCGCCUGACUUUCCUACGAUUUUGCUUACCCACGUCCCUCUAUACCGAGAACCCGGCACGCCUUGCGGUCCUCACCGCGAACACUGGCCACCGAGCAAGUCGACCCUGAGAAAGGAUGGAACUGUCGAUCCCACCGCUCGUGAUGAUCGCAAUGCUAUCAGCGUCAGUGCAGGCUACCAGUAUCAGAACGUUUUGAACGACGAAGAUUCGGUUAAGCUGAUUAAGAAGAUUGGCAACGUUGUACACGCAUUUUCAGGUGAUGACCAUGACUACUGCGAGCUCGUGCAUUCCUCUGCCCAGGAAAACGUUCCUGAGAUUACCGUCAAGAGUAUCAGCAUGGCCAUGGGAGUGCCAACCCCAGGAUUCGUCAUGGUCAGUCUGUUCAACCCAAUUGACGCCCAUGGCAAACCUAUUCCAAACUCGCCUGAGAAAACAAUUCAAACCCAUCUCUGCUUACUUCCGAAUCAAUACCACACGUACAUGAAGUACAUUACUUUUAUUAUCGUGUCCGUCGUCCUACUAUUAAUCCGAGCAUAUCUUGUUCCCGCCCUCCACCUCACACCCUUUGCCCUCGAACCCGAGACUCACGCGGCUCCUAUGCUACCUAUAUACAAGGACAAGGUGAAGAUGGAACCACCCGAAUACGGCGCUCUCCGAUCACCAGCGGCAGCCACAUCCGGCGCUAGGAGCCAGGCAAACGGCGGAAAUGCGAGAUGGGCUUCCAAGAAGAGUAAAAAUGGCCAACGAUGGGGAUGGAGCAAUGGGAAUGGCGGCCCGCGUAUUACCCUCGAUGACCACUUCUACGACGGUGGCAAAGCUAACAGGGGAAGGAGGGAAUUGCGCUUACUAGGGAGGGAGUUGUGGACGACUACGUGGCGCUUGGCCUGGUUGACGGUAUUAUAUUGGGCAUAUCUGGCACGGAAGGGCUGA
This is a messenger RNA of Metarhizium robertsii ARSEF 23, 1977 nucleotides long. RefSeq names its product Metallophosphoesterase domain protein. The record is from RefSeq and is a predicted model, not a curated record. Bases 1 to 1977 code for a protein of 658 amino acids. Gene Ontology annotation, biological process: GPI anchor biosynthetic process. NCBI's taxonomy places the organism in Eukaryota, Fungi, Ascomycota, Sordariomycetes, Hypocreales, Clavicipitaceae. Gene Ontology annotation, cellular component: endoplasmic reticulum. The transcript has 2 exons.